AUAACUUCAUAAUCAUUAAACAUUUCUACGUGUUAACGACUGCUGCGAUAAUACUAUAGGUAAUGGUUCUAUUAUAUCUAAUAUCGUAAUCUACUCCCCACUCCAUGUUCAAGAUCACGUCGGCUUACCUUAGUUUCCAUCGUAAGUAUCGUACUAUCAACAUCAAAAUGAAUGAAUCCGUGCCUUUAAUUUUGAGACUUAUUGCGGCCUCCUUACCGGUUGCGGAUCACGCUGGAAAAAUCAUCAGAGAUGUAAUGAAGACUGGAGAAUUAAAUAUCGUUGAUAAGGGUAUCGCCGAUUAUCAAACGCAAGCUGAUAGAUCAGCUCAUCAAUACAUAGUCUCAACUUUAGCUCGGCGAUUUCCAAAAAUAAAUAUAAUAGGUGAAGAAGACGAUUCCCUUUCCAAUGAACCUGUCAGUGAUUCUGUUGACGAUGAUAAGACUAACGAAGAAAUUCUAAAACUCAGUUGUCCAGAAUACUUGAAAAACGUCAAAGAUAGUCAGAUUACAGUAUGGGUAGAUCCUUUAGAUGGAACUUCUGAAUACACACAAGGAUUACUCGAACAUGUAACCGUUCUAAUUGGAAUAGCUGUUGACGAUAAAGCUGUGGCUGGAAUCAUAAAUCAACCGUACUAUGGCCACAAAGAGAAAGCCGAUUGUGGUCGUAGUAUUUGGGGAAUUAUCGGUCUAGGAGCGUUUGGAUUCCAACCGAAAGAACCGCCGAAGGAUCGAAAAAUCGUUACUACUACUAGAUCGCACUCGAAUAAAGUUGUAUUAUCUACCAUUGAUUCGAUAAAACCCGACGAAGUUAUUAAAGUUGGCGGAAGCGGUCAUAAAGUAUUGCUCUUAAUAGAAGGUAUCGCUCACGCAUACGUGUUCGCUAGUGCAGGUACAAAACGUUGGGAUACAUGUGCUCCGGAAGCAAUUCUCCAUGCAGUAGGUGGAAAAAUGACCGAUAUGAAUGGAAACUUCUAUAAAUAUAAUAAAGAUACCGAGCACAACAAUAAAGGUGGAAUUUUAGCAACGUAUAAGGAAGCGGAACACGCGUCCUAUUUGAAUUUAAUUCCUGACGAAGUGAAAAAUGCAUUCAAGUAAUGCGUGAAUUUGAUACUUGUUUUUUUUUUUUACACAAUUGUGAUGAUUUUAUAAUAAAAAUGCUUGUUUUAA
Molecule: messenger RNA, 1166 nt
Organism: Planococcus citri (citrus mealybug)
Lineage: Eukaryota; Metazoa; Arthropoda; Insecta; Hemiptera; Pseudococcidae
Product: 3'(2'),5'-bisphosphate nucleotidase 1
Exons: 6
Coding region: 105-1094 (329 amino acids)
Biological process (GO): phosphatidylinositol phosphate biosynthetic process
Molecular function (GO): 3'(2'),5'-bisphosphate nucleotidase activity
Source: RefSeq, a predicted model, not a curated record